Messenger RNA from Closterium sp. NIES-65, 1980 nucleotides. The record is from the annotation of a GenBank genome assembly. Lineage: Eukaryota; Viridiplantae; Streptophyta; Zygnematophyceae; Desmidiales; Closteriaceae.
AUGUCACAUCUCGCCGCGCUACGCUCCAAUUUUCCCCACCCCUCCCACAGCCUUACCUCGCUUCCGCGAGCCGCGGCCGUUCCUAGCACCCUUCUCUUCCCACUCCCUCCUCCGCCCCGCGGCGUGCGUUAUAUCGCGUACGACGACAAGGGCUUCACGGUGGGCGGCAGGGACCUGGACUCCUCCAUCCUCUGUGUGGGUGACGUGGCGCUCUGCUGGUCGCCCUCCUGCCUCGCUGACGUCACCCCCGACAGCCUGCCACAAUGUGUUUUGGCCCUCCUCACCCCCUCGCUUCACUCGUCUCUAUCCGUCCCUUCCUGCCCUGCCACCACCUCGUUCUCACCUCGUUCUCACCUCGUUCUCACCUCGUUCUCACCUCGUUCUCACCUCGUUCUCACCUCGUUCUCACCUCUUUCUCACCUCUUUCUCACCUCGUUCUCACCUCUUUCUCACCUCUUUCUCACCUCUUUCUCACCUCGUUCUCACCUCUUUCUCACCUCUUUCUCACCUCUUUCUCACCUCUUCUCACCUCUUUCUCACCUCUUUCUCACCUCUUUCUCACCUCUUUCUCAUACGCCAAACAAUCGGCGUGGUCUCCGCUUAAGCCUUCCGUCCAUUCUCCCCAUUUUCCUGUGGCUUAUCUGUGAGUUCCACCAGUUCUUCCCAAUUUCCCUCCCAGGCUUGCAGUUUCGCCUUUACCUGCCACCCUCUCUCCCAUACUUUCUCCUUACCUCCACCUCACUCCCUGCCCCUCUCUACCCCCUCUUCAUCCCCUCCACUCCCCUCCCUUCUUUUUGUCCCCCUUGUCACCCCUGCCUGUCCCUUCCACACAGCCUGGCUCUCUUUCAGCUCAUUCGCCAGCAGCCAGCUACUGCUACGGGGCACGGGGUGGCACAUGCAGGCAGUGCAGAGGAUCUUUUGAGGCGCCUAAAAAAGCGUCUUCCCCGCCCGCCUCCCGUUCCCCACCACCACCCCUCCUGCACAGAGCUACUGCUACUGGGCACGGGGCAGCGCAUGCAGGCAGUGCCGGGGGAACUGAGGCACUUCGUGAGGGCGUGUGGCAUGAAGCUCGAAGUGCUCUCCACUGUGAGUGCUGUGUGCUCCGUGAGUGCUCCAUGUUCGCUCCACUCCUAUCACCGCUCAGCACGUCUCUCUCACCGCUCAGCACCACUCCCAUCACCGUUCAGCACCAGUCCUAUCACCGCUCGGCACCGCUCCUUUCACGCUCAGCGCCACUCCUAUCACUGCACCACUCCCAUCACCGCUCUGCACCACUCUUAUCACCGCUCAGCACCACUCCUCUCACCGUUCAGCACCACUCCCAUCACCGCUCUGCACCACUCUUAUCACCGCUCAGCACCACUCGUAUCACCGCUCAGCACCACUCCCAUCACCGCUCUGCACCACUCUUAUCACCGCUCAGCACCACUCGUAUCACCGCUCAGCACCACUCCCAUCACCGCUCCGCACCACUCUUAUCACCGCUCAGCACCACUCCUAUCACCGCUCAGCACCACUCCCAUCACCGCUCUGCACCACUCUUAUCACCGCUCAGCACCACUCUUAUCACUGCUCAGCAUCACUCCAAUCACCUCUCAGAACCCACUUCUAUCACCUCACAGCACCACUCAAAUCACUGCACAGCACCGAUCCUAUCACCUCUCAGCACCACUUUGUGUCCUGACUGCCGACCUCUCACACUUCCCUAACCCCGGACCCCUCCGCCCUCCUCCUAUUUGCCCCCCUCACAACACCAUGCCGUAUCCAGCACCCCACUGUCUCCUUCCCUCAUCCCUUUCCCACCGCCCUCCUUUUUGCGCCCCUCAAAGCACCAUGUUCUAUCCAGCGACCCCCCCCCUCUCCCUUCUUUCCUCCCACCCCCAUCAGUCCCUGCACCAUGCCAUUCCCCCCAUUAUUCCCUUUCUCGCGUGUGGCCCCCGUCCCCACCUCCCCACAUAUCCCACCAGUACCACUCCAUAG